AUGGCGUCUCCUGCAAUCCACCAGGCCAUUGCUGAGGCCGCUGCUAAAUAUCGUUUUCCUGAGGGACGGGUGUUUGAAUAUGGUACCGCGGGGUUCCGCAUGAAAGCAGAUCUGCUCAACACAGUCGUCUUCGCUGUAGGACUUCUCGCCGGCCUUCGAUCAAAGAAGCUCAAUGGCCAAUGGAUUGGUGUUAUGGUUACAGCAAGUCACAAUCCCGCCGAGGACAAUGGUGUGAAGCUGGUUGACCCUAUGGGCGAAAUGCUUGAGGCUGAGUGGGAGCCAUAUGCAACAAAAUUGGCAAACGCGCCCCUCGACAAAGUGGCAGAUGUAUACAAUGACCUGAUCAAGGAGAUCGACAUCAAAAUGGACAACCCUGCACGAGUGGUAUUUGCCCGUGAUACUCGCGCAUCUGGUUCUCGUCUGGUAGGAAUCCUCAGUGCGGCCCUGACUGCCACUGAAGUCGAAUUUGUGGACUUCAAGUUCAUGACCACCCCUCAGUUGCACUACAUUGUUCGAUGCAAAAACACCCUGGGCACUCCAUAUGAAUACGGCGAGCCUACAGAGCAAGGCUACUAUGAGAAACUAGGUGGAGCCUUCAAGAAGGUUAUGAAGGGUGUCAAGAUUCAAGGUCACCUAACUGUUGACUGCGCCAAUGGUGUUGGUGGUCCCAAGCUUCACGAACUCAUUAAAUGUCUUCCAUCUGCAGCGGAAGGUGGUAUUGACAUCAAGAUUGUCAACGACAAUGUCAUUGACCCAAAUAGUCUUAACUUUGAGUGCGGUGCCGACUACGUCAAAACCAAACAACGAGCUCCUCCUUCCUCCAAGGCCGCACAGUUGGACCGUUGUGCAUCUUUAGAUGGUGACGCCGAUCGAUUGGUGUACUACUUCAUAGACGAGAACAAUGUGUUCCGAUUGCUCGAUGGAGAUCGCAUUGCAACGCUUGCAGCUUCCUUCAUUGGCGAUCUAGCCCGCAACGCUGGCAUUGCACAGAAGCUGAAAAUCGGUGUCGUCCAAACCGCUUAUGCCAACGGUGCAAGCACCGAAUACAUCGAAAAAGUUCUCAAACUCCCUGCCGUAUGCACAAAGACGGGUGUCAAGCAUCUCCACCACGCAGCCAUGCGAUAUGACGUUGGUGUCUAUUUCGAAGCUAACGGCCACGGAACCGUGACCUUCUCAGAAAACGCACUCAAGACCAUCAAGAGCGCGGAACCCCAAUCACCUGCCCAACAACAAGCACUUGAGUCUCUCAUCGGUCUGACGGAUCUGAUCAACCAAGCAGUUGGAGACGCUCUGUCGGAUAUGCUCCUCGUCGAGGCAAUCUUGGCUCACAAGGGAUGGACCACCAAGGAAUGGCUCGGUACCUACACCGACUUGCCUUCUCGUCUUGUCCGCGUUGAAGUUGCCGACCGCUCAAUCUUCAAAACUAUUGAUGCUGAACGCAAGCUCGAAUCCCCUGCAGGAAUUCAGGAUAAGAUUGACGCUCUGCAGUCCCGUUACAACAAAGGUCGCAGCUUUGCACGUGCAAGUGGUACAGAAGACGCUGUACGCGUGUAUGCAGAGGCUGCCAGCAGAUCUGAAGCCGAUGAUCUAGCCACACGGGUCGCCAACGUCGUGAAGGAAGCUGGCUCUGGCGGUGAUUCCUAA
Talaromyces marneffei is the source of this 1644-nucleotide messenger RNA. RefSeq lists its product as uncharacterized. Bases 1 to 1644 code for a protein of 547 amino acids. The transcript has 6 exons. Lineage: Eukaryota; Fungi; Ascomycota; Eurotiomycetes; Eurotiales; Trichocomaceae. Gene Ontology annotation, biological process: carbohydrate metabolic process; UDP-N-acetylglucosamine biosynthetic process. Gene Ontology annotation, molecular function: phosphoacetylglucosamine mutase activity; magnesium ion binding. The record is from RefSeq and is a predicted model, not a curated record.